Molecule: messenger RNA, 3022 nt
Organism: Galleria mellonella (greater wax moth)
Lineage: Eukaryota; Metazoa; Arthropoda; Insecta; Lepidoptera; Pyralidae
Product: PR domain zinc finger protein 5-like
Exons: 5
Coding region: 98-1759 (553 amino acids)
Cellular component (GO): nucleus
Molecular function (GO): zinc ion binding
Source: RefSeq, a predicted model, not a curated record
AAAUUGAAAAUUCGAAAUGUCAAAUUUGCGUCUAUGGCCAUGAAAUUAGCGUCUCUGAUUGAUAUUUUUAUGAAAAUAAAUGUGAAAUUCUUUCGAGAUGGCUACUCAAACGGUAGCUACGAAGAGCAAGGGUCCAAUAUUCGAUCCUGGCCUUUGUAGGUGUUGCCGUUCGAUAAAGAAAUGUCGACUUUUGUCAUUUGAAUACGAAUGGAGCGGAAAAAAGGAAGUUUAUUCUGAUAUGUUUAUGGACUGUUUCGGUUUAUUGUUGUCACACCUGGACGGAGACAGCAAGGAGUCCUGUAUAUGUGCGACCUGUGUGACGAGGCUCCGCGACGCCUGCGCGUUCAGGCAGCAGGUGCUUCAGUGCGAGGAUGCGUUCCUUAGCGCGAAACUCGAGAGCAAAGACGUGGACCGAAAACUUGAGGUGAAAGUGAAGACAGAACCCGUAUGCGAAAUGGAAUUAGAUGAUGAAAUGGACGACCGAGAUGAUCUCCAUGAGGCAGAAAUCGAGCAGAAGAUUGAUAUAAACUUACCAGAGACAAAAAUGGAAGUAGAGGACGGUAAUCGCGGGAGACGGCAGAAGAUGAAACGUGAGCUGUUGAGCAAGAUGCACAAGCUGCGGGAGAAAUUGGACAGGAUGCUGGAGAAGCCCGUAGCCGACCCACCGAAGAAGUCGAAGGCGAGCGUCAACAAAAAAAAGAAACUGUCCAUAGACCACGACCAUAUGGUGUACGCAAACGCGGUGACCAUAGUGCAGAACUCCUACGUAUGCCCCUUCCAUAAUAGAAUCAGCAAUUACUAUUGUUACUACUGCAAAGACCAGUUCCUCAAUCCCAACGAACUGAGAGAGCACACGUUGUCCCACGACCCCAGAGACAUGUUCGAGAGUAUGAUGGAGAACAAGAAGAUCCCCAAAAUCGAUAUCACCAGAAUCGAUUGUCGAUUGUGUGACGUGAAAAUCGACGACUUGCCAACGUUCAAAGACCACAUCACUAAUGUACACGGGAAAAAAAUGUAUCCGGUCGACAACGAAUUUCUCAAAUUUCGUUUGUCCACAAACAAUUUGACGUGUACAGAGUGCAAUAGUGUAUUCCCAUAUUUUGAUAUGUUAAAAAAACAUAUGAUAGAACAUUUCGGCACAUAUAUAUGUGACGUGUGCGGCGCGUGCUUCCUCGAGCAGAACUCUUUACGGACCCACAUCAAGUCGCACAGUAAAGUCGAGGCGAAUUUCCCGUGUGAAGUGUGCGGGAAAAAUUUGAAAUCCAAAUACAGUAGAUACCUUCACAUUGCGACGGUGCACGAGAAGAAGCCGACGGUCAAUUGUUACAAAUGCGAGGCCAGUUUCCUGUCUUACGCGCUGAGGAACAGGCACUUGAUCGAAGUGCACGGGGACAAACGCACGUUCCCGUGUAAAUUGUGCGAUAAAGUGUACAAUAGGAGGAAAACGUUGAUGGAACACAACAGGAGGAAUCAUCUUAAAGUGUACAGGCAUCAGUGUGAUUUGUGCGAACAGAGGUUCUACCUGCCGUCCAGGUUGAAAGAACAUAUGGCCACCCACACGGGCGAGAGGAAUUUCCGCUGCGAAUUCUGUGAUAAGAGCUAUCCGAGGCUCCAGUCGCUACAGGAGCAUAUAAGAUCUCACAGUAACGAUAGGAGAUACAAAUGUAAUGUUUGCAACUCAUCGUUCACCCAGAAUGGUAGCCUGAAGAACCACAUGAAGAGUCACCACCAAGGAUUCGAGAUGAAUAGUAAUUUUUGAAGUAGCCAAUUUUUUAUUUUUUGACGGGUGAAAAUGGUAUGGCAACCCCGCCUGCGCUAAUGGGAUACGCUGGCGGAGCACCAGUGAAGGGUGAUAGAUGAGAAUGAAAACAGGCCAGUUAGCCCAUCGUGAUGAAUUCAUCAGGAAUUAACCAUGAUAGUUUCCAGGGGAACCGCAAGGAGGUCGACCUGGUUGGGUAUAUUGCUAGUAAUGGGAUUCUCAGUCUCCAUUACUAACAAUCCCUUUCCCCCCUGAAGUAGCAAGUUUUGUAAUUAAUGAAAAUGGUAGCCCGGUUAGUAUAUGCUGGCUUGGCAUUUGUAAGAGAUGACAGGCGAACAUGAAGGCAGGUUAGUUGAAGAAACUUUGUAUCAGCCAUUUAGCUGUCCACUGCUGCUGCUUUUGUGAUGUUUUAAGAAGGAUAUUGCUGCCUGUACAACUCUGCCUCUAGGUCCUUAAAAAGAGUUAUGGCCACAGUGAAGUCGGAGCAUAUUGGUUGAAUAGGCAAGAGAUCGCCUAGUCAACCUUCAAAAUCGGGGGGAAAGGGAUUGUUAGUAAUGGGGUCAAAUAGCCCCAUUACUAGCAGUAUAUCCUGUCAGGUCGACCUCCACGUGGUUCCCCCUGGAAACCAUCGUGAACAAUUCUUGUUGAAUUCGUCACGAUGGGCUAACUGGCCUGCUUCAUCCUCACCUAUCAUCCCUCACUGGUGCCCCGCAGGUGUAUACCGAUAGCGAGGGUGGAGUUACCAUUCCAUUAUCAUCCAUUAAAAAAAAACCUGCCACAAACUAAAAUUCCAUCCCCAUCAUCUGGACGAGUGGCGGUCUUCCACCGUGCGUUUUUCAAAGCACUUUCUUCCACGCACAACCACUCUUUGGUAUCAACUUCCAGCAGCAGUAUUUCCGAACCGAUACGACAACAUAACCUUCAAGAAAAGAGUAUAUUCCUUUAUAAAAGGCCGGCAGCACACCUGCAAUGCCCCUGGUGUUGCGGGUAUAUGGGCGGUAGUAGUCACUUACCAUCAGGUGAGCCGCAUGCUCGUUUGGCCUGUGUUAAAAAAAGGGUCCGUGCGAAGGUCGACCUGACAAUAUAUCGCUAACAAUGGGGCCGGUAGUCUCUUAAGACUCAUCCGUUAACCUUUAAAGAUCUUUGAGCCAUAUUUUUUUUAUUUGAUUAUUUUAAAGCUAAUGUGGCAAUUUAUAACCAUAUAGUGGCGCCAUCUACCCUCAUUAUAGUGUAAUAUAUUGUAAUAAAUUAUUUAAAUUAUUA